Molecule: messenger RNA, 7345 nt
Organism: Penicillium brasilianum
Lineage: Eukaryota; Fungi; Ascomycota; Eurotiomycetes; Eurotiales; Aspergillaceae
Source: the annotation of a GenBank genome assembly
CGACAAACAUAAACAAGACGAUCGCGGCCCUAGCUGGAGGUGUGAGGAGCCUCCGGAGGGCGCUAAACUAGUCUAACUAGUCCUUAGGCCCCGGUCAUCGACUUUCCCCUCGUUAUUAUUAAACUCCUCCCAGUUAUCGCGCGCUAUCGCGCGUAUCUCCCUUCAUUACUACUACUACUACUACUACUACUACUUCUUCUCCCCCCGCCCCCAAAACAAUCACUCUCUUUGCCUUCCCCCCUCCUCCUCCGUGGCUCAACCCUCCAUACACCUGCAGCUCAUUGUGUGGUCCCUCCACCUGCGCCUGAUCUUAUUGAUCUUGAAGGGUUAUAUGGAGGGGAGUCUCGAGUGUUGCGACCGCCCUUCGUCCGGACGAUGAUUACACCUUCCCCUCCGACCUCGAUCUGACCUUCGCUUUGCUCACUCCCGACUGCGCGCGAUUGCGCAUUCCCUUCUGACUGCGUCGCUCCUUCUCAAUUUCGGUCCUCAGUAGAUCACUAACGAUCGCGACCACGUUUUGCUCAACUUUAAUUCACUCACUCGCACCAGGCAACUGCUACAGGCCCCUCCCACCAUGGCGGUCAACGCAACUGCGCCUGCGGGCACCACGAUGUCGGACCUGCCGUUAGAAUAUCUCAGUCUUUACCAUACCGUCGAUCCCUACCUCUCCUCUAUCCUAGUCUUCUAUGGCCCCGUUGCGACAGCCAAUGCCACUGUGAGCAGCUCGCGCAUUCAAGCGCACAUCUUUACACCUGCCGGUUUCCAAACCUAUUCACGAAUCACCAUUUCACCCGCCGCACCGCUAUAUGCUGCAGUCAACCAUCUACCACGCGAGAAACAAGGUGACCCGGUGGCCCGGGCGCUUGCGGUCAGCAUGUUGAAGUAUUUUGCUGAGCUGUCAGACCCGCUGAGGAAGCGGCUGACGGACCCCGCUCGGACGGGUCUGCGCGAGAAGACUCCAAAGCUAUUUGAUGAAAUGCAUGCUGCAGAAUUGGCUAAUCGCAUGGUCAAAGUCGAGGACUCUUCAGAUAUCGUGCGCGACAUUCGGAGUGCUUAUCAGGAACGUAGAGUCCCUUGGAUUGAUAUGGAUGUGGUGCUCCCGGCGGGAGGCAUUCAAUUCCCUCCGCGGCGGGAUAGCGCUGGCUCGGAGGUUGAAGCUACACAAACGAUUCAAUAUGGCCCGUAUACACCUCUCAUCCAGGCCUUGGGGGAUCCGAUGUUUUUGCCCACAUCACGACUCAAGCGAGCACCUUCACAGCCAACCAAUGUUAGCAAGUCGAGGAUCUUUACACGCAACCAGAAAGAGGCCCUUCGAUUGACAAUGUGUGAGUUUGUGGAUACCGAGGAGCGAUAUGUUGCAAAAGUGUACUCCUUGGUUCACGAGGUGGCAGAUGAAUUUCAGCAAAAGGCGCAACGCAAAGGACCCGCGAGCGCUAGCCCGGAUGAGAAGGCGUUAGAAGCCCUCUUUCCACCCUGUUUGAAUGAGAUCCUGGACGUCAAUCUGGGGUUUCUCGAUGUAAUCCGACACGUACUUGAGGAAACGGAGAGAGAUGCCCUCGAAGAUAUCAGUCAAGACACCGAACUACCCACAUCCGGCUCACAUCGCGGCUCAUCGAAGGAGGCUAGGGAUGCUAUUGGCGCAACCGUGUUUGCUAGAGCAUUGCUGGACUGGCUACCCCAGUUCUCACUACCUUAUGCGAAUUACAUGCGAGCGCAUACUGGGUUCACGCAAACGCUGAACUCUUUCAUGAAAGACAAAACUUCAAGCUUUUCUCGGCGAGUCUACGAGACUGGGGAGCAGAGACUCCGAUCGUUGCUGAUGGAACCUGUCCAACGGCUUCCUCGGUACAGCCUUUUGAUUGACACCAUGACAAGCAAUCUGCCGCUAGUCCACCCUGCCGUCCGCCCUUUACUAAAAGCUCGAGAUGUUGUGAAAGAUAUCUGUGCGCUGGACAACGCUUCUCCGUCUGGCCAUGCACAAAGUCUACGGCGUUUGAGGGAACUUGUUGAUGGAUGGCCGGCGACAACCUUCCCCGAGGGUCGUCUGAUUACCGCAGUGGAUGUCAAUGAGAUCCCACCUCCGUACCAGCUGGACGCUAAGGCUUCUGGAUCGCCAGCCGGAAUCAUGCUGCUCUACAAGAAUUGUUUGGUUCUUCUCGUCAAGCCCUCCGAAAGUCGGACUACUGCGCGUGGAUUGUUAGCCGAAAUUGAUAAUGCGGCGUCCUCAACCGGCGAUGCUACUAUGUCCAUACCCCCGGCAGAGCUCAAGGUCGUUCAAGUGUUCGAACUUCAUGCAAUCCGCUGUACGCAGUCUGCUUGCGGUCGGAUUCUCUUCAUUGUACCCGCCACUCUCCCACUGGGCUCCGUUCCGGUGGACGAGGGCGAUGAUAUUCUGGCUCUGGAACUAACAGCCAUGUAUGAAGCCAAGGCCAGCCGACUGAUCGAAGAAAUCACGAAGGCGCUAAUCGAAGGGCGUUUCUCUGAACAAGAACGUGAGGGUGGCAAAUGGACCUUGCGCAGCCCUCCCGCAGCCCCAAACACGACGGGCAUCCUAGCGUGUGUCUGCGAAGAGGGACAGAGCUUCGCGCUCAACCAGGCUCAGGCGUCGUCAAUCCGGCUAGUCUUUGACACUCCAAAAGCCAGAUGUACUGAGAUCUUGAAUGGAUCUAAUCUUGAUGUUGUGGUGUCAAUAACCCCAUCCAAUGGCGACCAAUUCAGGCUGGAAAUUGAUUCUGUCAUCGGCUCUCCGUCCACGGAUAUUGUAUCUGCAGAGACAUUCGUUCCGACCCUUUCCAAACGCUUGCAAUCUCUGCUUUCGCCUUUGAACAGCACCCGAAAUCCAAAGUUGAUGAAGCCAUUGGUCCAUUCAAACUUCGAAAUCCUCCGGUAUAUCACGGGUGGCUUGAUCACACAGGUCAAGUCCUCACGCAGCUUCCGACCUCCUUCUGCCACGAAGCUCAUAUCGAACCUUCUGGGAGGUAGCCGUGAGAGUGUCCCGACCAUCAAGCACCCAAAUUCAGCGACUCUGCUGGGUGAAUUCCCAAAGAUGCCUCCACCUAGGGCUACUCUUUCCAGAUCCAAUACCCUUCCUUCUACUUUCCCCGGAAAGGAGAAGGACAAGGAAAAAGAAAAGGAGAAGGAGAAGGGAAAAGAAGAUAGUGGGAGCAAGAUCUCGGUGGUUGGAGCAUCGGGCGCUCAUGGGCCGGAUGGCCAACUGGGAUCACUAGAGCAAACCUUUGCCGCCUACGUGCUUUCUCUGCAAUCCCGCAGCGGUAAUAUUCUUGGGCGAAUGCUUCGCGCUAGAGACCAUGCUGACCGUGCACCUGUAAAUGAGCUUUACAAUAUCCUGCUGGAAGACCCCAGCAAGUUACAAGCAGCCGCGGAGGUGCCCGUUGACACGCUUUUUGUUGCCUUCGAAACGUUCAUGAAGAAUGCCUGGAAAGCGAGCAUGGGGCCGGUAUUGGACCCCUCAGCACUCAAGCUGCUUCAGAACCAGUUUGAUACCAUGUUUCCGCGACAUUUCGAGGAGAAUUUCCGAAAGUUUCUGGUAGAAAUCAGCCCACAGAACCGCCGGGCGCUGGCUGCAAUUAUUCGUCUUCUUGCUGAGCUGCUAGACGCUUCAGGAAAUGACGGGGAUCGUGGCGCUCUGACCGUGGCAUUUGCCGAGGUCAUUACAGAAGAGGGAGAUCCUGUGCAGCACGUGUCCCUUUUGGAUCGCCUAGUCGAUGACUUUGACAAUCUCUUCGAAGACUUUAUUCCUGGCGGAGCUUCGGUGGAGGGAACACUCAGCUGCGACCAGACCAAGACUUCGCACGCCAAUACAGGUUCCGUGAGCUCAAAUAGUUCUUCAUUCCGGAAGCGCUUCGGGUUUAGUCUACACAAAGAGACCUCGAAGGCCGAAGGGGAGAGCAAAGUUGCAUCGAUCCUGCGAACUUUGAGCAAGAGACAGAGUCCAGGCGAUUCGGAGCCUAACACACCCAGGGGUUCCUUGCUUCGCUCCAAAUCCACAGAUGUGGAUGCUCGCCUAGGAUUCCUUCGGCCUACUUCUCGUGAUCGUCCUUAUGGAUUUGCGUCCGAGGAGCAAAUUUCUAGGCCAGGCACUGGACAUGGGCAGCCGCCAUCCUUGUCCUCCAUCCGAGGAAUAUCUCAUGAUGGCGUGGUUAAAAUUCGGAGAAAGCGAAGGAGUUCCUUGUCUGAUCUUCGCCCUGAUACAGCCUCUUCGGAUGCAUCGCACAUCUCAGCCACCCCCUGCUUGCGCCCAGUGACCCCAUCAAGCCGACCGCGAGCCGAGAUAACCACGCCAACAAGCCAAUCUCGGCCCCAGAGCAGCUACCUAGUGUCACCCUCUAGACCUACUUCGCCCGCCAAGGGAACCUCGCCUACUCGUCUGGGAUCGCCGAUUCGGCAGACAUCACCAACUCGCCCUUCUACCCCAAGCAGGAAGGAAAACAUCGAUCCCAGAGUGCCUUUGACUGAGAGGUCGAUCAAGUCCAAGAACCACAUUCUCGACUUUACAAGCCAGGAAACGGAGCGGCGAUCCCGCGCGACUAGCAUUCCGCAGCGGACCCCGGGCCUUCGGGAGCGCGCUCCCGUGAAUGGUCCCGAAAUCAAGCGACCACAGUCCUCGUCCUCAUCUCAAAAGCCGCAGAGGCUGCGGAUGCAAAGUCCUCAGAAGCUUCGCGAGCGUGUUCGAACCGAAAAGAAUAACCAAGCUACCAGCCAAUUCGGGUUCCGGGACGACUUGAGGGCUCUUGGUGAUGAACUGAACAAUCUCGGACUUGCUGCGCAUAACAAACCCCAUAUGGAGCCAAGCAUGCCCUCUUCGGAUGCAAGCCAAUCUUUGGGAGCUGCAAUGUCCCUCGAAAGCCGCCUAAAGAGUCUUGAGGAGCGAUUUGACACCAUGUCUGGCGAAUACAAUGGCCGCACAUCUGCUCUUGAGAAAGACUUGGAGUCUUCUCUGAUCGUGAGCGAAAAGCGUGUGAGGAAGCUUGACGAGCUAUACCGAGAGGCUAGUGCUGAGAACGAAGCACUCUACGAUCGGUUCAACUCGGAGCUCAGCAAGAUCGCUAAGGAUGUCCGAAGCGGCAGUGCAGAGGAAGCUAUGAAGUCUCAACUGGCGAAUGCACUGGAGGAAAUCAGCCGCCUCAAGAAAGAGAACUUCCGGCUCAAACGGGAAGUUGGAGGUCUCAGAGCCCAAUCAGCUGCUGUUGCAUUGCUACGAGCCAGUGAACAAUGAUUUCUACUUUCUAAUUGAUCUGCAGCCUUGCUCCGAACCCGAGCAUCUCACUACACUCGUUGGUUUCAUUUUUCCUACCCCACUUAUCUCGACACACACGUCGAUCUUCUUUUUUUUUUCUGUGAUACCACAUCUAUUCUCUCCUUUAUUUUCUCCUGGCAUCUCAAGGUCGGGUUCCUAUUGUGUAUUGAUCGGCAUAAUACUGUUAUUCUUAUUUGUUGUCACCUAUCACCCCCUAACCCUCAUGCACAGAUGGGUUCGGAUCAUGCAUAGCACCGGAGAGUAUGUUUGCAGGGCUUUCCUUUCUCUUUUAAUUCUGGUUCAUACCUCAUCGUCGUGUACACUAGCCGAUUCAGCUUCAACUUUGCCGGGCCCGCCCAUAAGGCGAAUUGCCUCGGUGUCAACCAUUUUGUACAUCCAUUCCCAUGUCACUCUCCAUUUCUCUUCCCCGUAAGUAAAUUCUAUCGCAUUGGGUCCUCUUUUCUUGGACAAUGCAUCCAACGGGAAAUCAAGAGUCGGUAGAGCUAUGAGUUGCUCAGCCUCCUUGAUUGCUGGCUGUGGCGAUGCACCUGGCUUUUCCACGGCUAGCGCUGGAAGCGUAAAACGUGCGGAACCGGGUGCGUUUUCGGAAAGACGAUCCUUUAAGAAAAUAUGGAUCAUUGCAGAAAAUCUUUUCUUGCUGCGUUUCAUCUCUGGGAGCAGUGAAGGGUCGAUGCGGAUCUUGGAAAGAUCGGGCUGUUGGAGUGGACGGAUGACGAGGGUCAUAUUGCGAGUCUUGCUGGACCGGUUCCCUUGCUUUUUCUCGGCAGAUAUUACUUUAAAUCGGAACCAGUAUCUGUCAUCCCAUAAUGUCCACGGAGUAUGACCCGUAGGCGAUUUAAAUUCUGUCGAGUGCUUGCCAUUCGGGAUUUGAAUAUCGAGCCGAGAGACGGUGCCUUUGUUCUUGAAGAAUGGCUGACGAGACAAUAGCCAAAUGUUGUUGCCACCAGGGACCUGGCCCCGGGUAUCUUUCACGGUGAGGGGUUGAAGCAGGACGCCCCCCAGAGUGAAAUUCUGCCGAGAAGCUGGUGAUGAGUUCGAUGAUUCAGAUGCAUUACCAUCGUGGCCUUCUUCUUGAGAGGUAAAUACACGCGAGACGAAUGGCUCGUAACUGCGCACUGGGAAAUGAUUUCCAUGGAAAGGCGAGAUGAUUCCAGUAAUGCGCCGGAGAGUGAGAGCUUGAAUUUGGAAGAGGCGAGACGGGGAUAAUUGAGACUUCAGAGGAUCUAAGAAUGAAGGGAGAUCCCGAAUCUGAAGAACCAUUGUACCCGCUUGUAAAUUCAGGUCGAGAAUACGACAUUUUGAUGCAAGGAGCUUGUUUGAAAACUCGGUCGAUGUGUGAAGGAAGGCUUGACUUGAGCGUAUCAAGGAGAGGAUAGACGGUGCUCGCAAUGCCCUUGGUAAAGAGUCGGAGGCGAGCAUGCUGCGGAUCGCAUUGCGCGGGGUCAGAGUCGGGUCGAAAUUUGUUGGAUCAGAAACGUAGGGUAUUUUGUUCUGGUGGCAGGUCUCCAAUAAGCUGGUUUUGGGAAAUGAAAGGAGUGGGCGACAGAUGUGAAUCCCGCCGGUUGCGACGGAGACACCUGGCAAGGCGGAUUUGUUUGUUAUAUCAGGCGAUGAAAGUCUCACGGAUUGGUGUUUACUGGAGUCUUUCUGGGUCAUAGUUGGAUUGAAUAUGAUACUGCCUUUGUUCUUGUCGUCGAUUUGGACAUGGAAUGCUUCCCGACCAUGUCUGCCGUGCUUAGCCAAUUGGAUGGUGGAACCGCUCUCGGAGACCCCGAAAAGGCCAUGACAUUCUGGGAUUCGAGCAACUUCAGGGAUUCCGGCAAGGCCAGCGCCUCUUCCUCCCGAGCUGAGUCGCCAGAUAGUUGUCUCUACUGUGUCAUCUUGGUGAUGACCCAUGAGCAAGGCGUUGAUACCCCUCUCACGGCAAGCCGUACCAAGGGCUCGAAAUCGCAAAUGACGGGCGUGUGUUUCAAACGCCGAUGGCAGAGGCGAGUUUUCUUUCUCCAGGCCUAAACGGUCUUGCUUUGCGAAGCGAGCCCAGUCCAGCUCCAGAAUCUUUGUUUUGAU